Syngnathoides biaculeatus (alligator pipefish) is the source of this 1266-nucleotide messenger RNA. RefSeq names its product solute carrier family 31 member 1 (gene slc31a1). Gene Ontology annotation, cellular component: membrane. Gene Ontology annotation, biological process: copper ion transmembrane transport. NCBI's taxonomy places the organism in Eukaryota, Metazoa, Chordata, Actinopteri, Syngnathiformes, Syngnathidae. Gene Ontology annotation, molecular function: copper ion transmembrane transporter activity. The transcript has 5 exons. The record is from RefSeq and is a predicted model, not a curated record. The coding region runs from base 171 to 752 and encodes 193 amino acids.
UCCUCAGACGAGACGCCGACCAGCGCCGCGCGGCUCGUUGAAGUCCAUUUUUGCUCAUCUUUGCCAAAAUUCCAUUUGUUUGUGUGUCUUUGUUUUUGUCUGCUUCGCGUGUGGGCGCCACAGCUAAGGCCGCGACAAAAGAAGCGCAGAAAAGUCGUCCUCGUCCAGCGAUGAACCACACAUCGAUGCAUACGGACCACACCCACCACCACCACGAGCACGCCGUGAUGGCCACGCCCUCGCCCACCGUGGGUCACGACCACGGGGACGGAGCCGACAGAGGCGGGCACGGGGGGCACGGAGGCAUGGCGAUGACCUUCUACUUCGGCUACCAGCACGUGGAGCUGCUCUUCAGCGGGCUCCUCAUCAACUCAGCCGGAGAGAUGGUGGGCGCGUGCACGGGCGUCUUCCUGUUGGCCGUCCUGUACGAGGGUCUGAAGGUGGGCCGCGAGGCGCUGCUGCGUCGAAGUCAGGUCAACGUGCGCUACAACUGCAUGCCGCUGCCCGGCGCCGACGGCACGGUCCUCAUGGAGACGCACAAGACUGUCGGGCAGAGGAUGCUCAGCCCCGCCCACUUCCUGCAGACGCUGCUGCAUAUCGUCCAGGUGGUGGUCAGCUACUUCCUCAUGUUGGUCUUCAUGACGUACAACGCGUACUUGUGCAUGGCGGUGGCGGCGGGCGCGGGCGCCGGCUACUUCCUGUUCAGCUGGCGCAAGGCGGUGGUGGUGGACAUCACGGAGCACUGUCAUUAAAUUCCCGUCACGGACGCUUCCUGUCGUCGGCCGACCGACUUUGCCGCGUGGUCGGAAGUCGUACGUAGCUUUGCACGGCCGACUCGGGAAGCGUACAUUGUCUUACUGGUUAAUUAUGUUCACCAAGAGCGUUUAUUAAUUGUCUUUUUUUUUUUUUUUAGUCCCGUGACACCCGAAGCUAACACUAACUGGCUAGCUGCUCCUCGUGUAAAUGUCAGCAUAGCGCGCAACAUUUUAUCUCCUGUUUAGCAUCUCCGUCUGAUACGAUCGGACCGACUCAUUUGUCAUUUGGGGGGUUUUAGCGACGUCAUGAAAAGACGUGAAACCAAAAUGUUUACUUUUUGGGGAGCCGUCGGACGAUCAAACGGGCCUUAAGCACACAAGUUGCCUUAACGUGGCUGACAAGCGCGUCUCGUUUACGUUCUACGUUGUCGUUUGAAAGGCGCCACAAAUUUUCAUCUUGUUGUUGUUGAGUGACCAAUCGGAAAUAAAGUUUGGAUGUGUCGCCCCUGCC